AUAUUUAAUAGUUGAAUGAAUCCAAAGCAUUCCACACCUGCUAAGAGAGGUAUGUAUGCCGGUUUACCAAAGUUCGUCCCAGUAAACUUAAAAGACAUUGAAGCCUCAGGAUUCCAAGAAGGUGAAGAGGUAUCACUGGCGUCAUUAAAGAAGAAGGGUUUGAUAAACCCAUCAGGAAGAGAGAGAAGACUCCCUUUAAAGGUGUCCUUGAAGCGUUUUUUGGCAUGGAGACCCACAAUUUUGCAGUGCAAUGGCCGGGCAGGGGGUGACAGUUAGGCAAGGAGGGUUUGUGUGUCAUAAUGCCUUCACAAUGACUUGAAUACUCAGCAUGUAAAAUAUGGGUCCCAAAGUAAAUGGUUCAUCCUGUCUAGACCUCAAUUUUAUUUAUGAAAGUGAGAAUUUAAAUGCAA
Messenger RNA from Camellia sinensis, 410 nucleotides. NCBI's taxonomy places the organism in Eukaryota, Viridiplantae, Streptophyta, Magnoliopsida, Ericales, Theaceae. The record is from RefSeq and is a predicted model, not a curated record.